This is a messenger RNA of Erythranthe guttata (spotted monkey flower), 624 nucleotides long. The record is from RefSeq and is a predicted model, not a curated record. Lineage: Eukaryota; Viridiplantae; Streptophyta; Magnoliopsida; Lamiales; Phrymaceae.
AUGGGGAAACGAAAAUGCACCGGUGGAUCGUCUUCUUCGUCCAAACGACGACCCUCUCGACCAGCGACCACAUCUCCGGCGAAUUCAGUGCCGCCUCGCCGUUCUGGUCACCGAUCUGCAUUCGGGGAGCCGUCGGAUGCCGUGCCUCUCGCAUUUUGGGAGCCCCCACUCCUCCUCACGGCCGCCUCCGCUGACAAUUUUGGCAAUCUGCCAAUCAUUUUGGUUCAUAGGGUUUCUCCACCGCCGUCGCCGCCAGUGACGCCGCCGUCACCAUUCACCUAUUCUCCACCUUCUCCUUCGCUGCCACACCCGCCGGCUGCUCCAUCGUCUCCACCACUGGUUGAACCGCCAUCGCCGCCGCAGUCACCAACCGCACCGGCCUCACCCCCACCACCGCCAUCCUCGUCGGUCAACAAAGGCAAGGGCCCUGCCCCCAUACCACCGCCACCCCGUCGCUCCCGUCGACACGCUACUUACUCUGCCUCGCCUUCUGUUAAUCCCACCACCGCUGGUAACUCUGCACCGGAUACCGUGGUGCCUAUCUCUGCUGUCGAUGCUUUUAAUUCUCGGUUCUUUCUCCGAGCGCAUCAAACCCGGUGGCGUCUGUUGCUGACCCUGACCUGA